AUGCAUAACUGUCCAUUAGACGAGUUCAAUAAUCAGGCGGAAAGUUGUAAACAUGUCCACGGGGAAUAUUCACGAAUUUCCACCAUAACCAUGAUGCAGCCGUUUUGUAUGACAUUACUGUGUAUGGUGUCGCUUUGGUGCGUGGUCCAAGCGAUCAAAAUUCAGACUUACAACGUUGGCUUCAUCAGCUUUAUCGACAACUAUGAAGAACGAAAAGAAAACGCCAUCCGGGCACUAAGAUCUGGAGAUUAUGACGUCAUGUGUCUUCAAGAGAUGUGGUACGGAGAUGAUAUUGACAGGCUUAAAAAGAAACUGGGAAAGAGCAUUACAGUUUACACACCACCUUUGUACCAGGAAAGGAUGUUUGGGGGGUUCCUGAAAGCUCCCCCCUGUCACAACGCACCAAUAACAGCAGCAUGUAUAGCUCUAAAAUGUGCAGACCUGGCGAACAAUUAUGCAGCGCUUGCAAAUUGUACUGUUGAGUGUGGACUUAUGUCUGAAAGUCAAGGAUGUAUAACCUGUCUGUCGGUUUCCAGUUGGACUCCGUUACGUUGUUUUAACUACUGGAAAGGGGAAUCGAUAAAUAUACCAGGAGUUGUUCUCCUUAGCAAAAGGAAGGUGACCUCAGUAAAGACGGUCUUCUUUGAACCAAACGUGAAGCAGUUAUCACGACGGGCGUAUAUAGAGGCCGAGAUUGAAGAUGUGGGUACCGUCUUCUGCAGCCACUCUACGUCCAACGCUAAUACGGAAUACUACGAACCGCAGCUCCGACAUCUGUACUCCAGUUUGGCUGAACAAAAUCUCGCAGACUCUCGCAAAUUAAUUGAAGCAGCUCUCCAGGCAGACAAACCUGUGAUCAUGGGGGAUCUAAAUACUGGCCCUGAAAUACCAGCCAACAACAUCACUAACGAAUUUGAGGAUUCCUACAACGAAUUCCUGUCCCAGGGCUUCCAGUCCCCGUAUGUUACCAUGGUGGGAAAAUGUACUUUUUGUCGUAAGAAUCCUCUUGUUGAAGACUGGGAAUAUGAUGAAGUGCUGGAUCACGUGUUGGUCAGAAAUCACACAGUUCUGGGUGCCAAGCGGAUAUACGACCAAAACAUUCCUGGUAAAGAUUUCCCGAUGUCCGAUCACUAUGGCGUGGAGGUAGAAGUUGGAAACUGA
Ylistrum balloti is the source of this 1161-nucleotide messenger RNA. RefSeq lists its product as uncharacterized. The transcript has 7 exons. Lineage: Eukaryota; Metazoa; Mollusca; Bivalvia; Pectinida; Pectinidae. Gene Ontology annotation, molecular function: catalytic activity. Bases 1 to 1161 code for a protein of 386 amino acids. The record is from RefSeq and is a predicted model, not a curated record.